Molecule: messenger RNA, 3523 nt
Organism: Monodelphis domestica (gray short-tailed opossum)
Lineage: Eukaryota; Metazoa; Chordata; Mammalia; Didelphimorphia; Didelphidae
Product: C-X-C chemokine receptor type 2
Biological process (GO): calcium-mediated signaling; positive regulation of cytosolic calcium ion concentration; immune response
Cellular component (GO): external side of plasma membrane; membrane
Molecular function (GO): C-X-C chemokine receptor activity; C-C chemokine binding; C-C chemokine receptor activity
Source: RefSeq, a predicted model, not a curated record
CAUUUGAAGUUAGGAAUUCUUGGAUUCACAAAAUAUAUAGUUAUACAACUACCUGGAUUCCCUAUGGGGUUCCUUUAAGAAUGGGCAGAAGGGAGGGAAGGAACCUAAUGACUUUGCUAUGAAAUUACUCUGUUCUUUUUUACAGGCAGAGACAUAACGUGUUGUCUAGGAUGGCAAAGGCAAUCGACAUGUCCAUAGAGGAAAUAUACAAUUUGACUUUUGGUGAUGAUGAUUUCCUUUAUUCUGGAUACGGUACAGGCUUGCCACCUUUGUCUGAGGAUGCAGCCCCCUGCCACUCAGAGUCCUCAGGCCUCAACAAGUACUUUGUCAUCAUAAUAUACAGUCUUGUGUUCUUGCUGAGUUUGCUGGGAAAUUCCCUGGUGAUACUUGUAAUCCUCUAUAAUCGGAUCAGUCGUUCAGUCACAGAUAUCUACCUGCUCAACUUGGCCAUAGCUGACCUGCUCUUUGCCUUAUCACUGCCCAUUUGGGCUGCCUCCAAGAUCAAAGGCUGGCUCUAUGGCACACCUCUUUGCAAAAUUGUCUCCCUCCUGAAGGAGGUCAACUUCUAUAGUGGCAUUCUGCUGUUGGCCUGCAUCAGUGUAGACCGCUACCUCGCCAUCGUCCAUGCGACUCGUACUUUAACUCAGAAGCGCCACUGGGUGAAGUUCGUCUGCUUGGGCAUCUGGGGCCUGUCCCUGCUCCUGUCCAUGCCCAUUAUUCUCUCCCGUGAGGCAUUCAAGUCAGAUGAUUAUGGCUUUGUCUGCUAUGAGGACUUGGGCAAGAAUACAACAACAUGGCGACUGGUACUGAGGAUCCUGCCUCAGGUCUUUGGCUUUGUCCUGCCCCUACUGGUCAUGCUCUUCUGCUAUGGCUUCACCCUGCGCACCCUCUUUGAGGCACAUAUGGGGCAGAAGCAUCGGGCCAUGAAGGUUAUCUUUGCUGUAGUGCUCAUCUUCUUGCUCUGCUGGCUGCCUUACAAUCUGGUACUGGUCGCUGAUACCCUCAUGAGGACACAUAUAAUUGAGGAAACCUGUGGGCGAAGGGAGGAGAUUGACCAGGCCAUCAGUGUCACUGAGGUGCUGGGCUUCCUCCAUAGCUGCCUUAAUCCUAUUAUCUAUGCCUUCAUUGGACAGAAGUUUCGAUACAGCUUCCUCAAAAUCCUGGCUGCCCAUGGUGUGGUCAGCAAAGAGUUCUUAGCCCGGCACAGCAAGCCCUCAGUCCAUGGUUCUUCCUCUGGAAAUACCUCUACCACCCUUUGAGGAUGCCUGUGGUUCACUCUUCUGGGUCCCUCCCUGUCCUUCUUUGCCCCUCUCCCAACUGUCUCCAAAAUUUCUCUCUUGAUGAAUUAGCUUCUCCUUUCUCAGAGGUGCCUCCACCAUGUUAGUAUGGAAGGAACACGAGAGUCCUAUUAAGGGAUACCGCCUCAACUGGAUAACACAAGGAUUAUGCCGACUCCUACAAUCACUUUGAACCAUUGGGUUACAGUUUUCCUAUCAAUAACUACUAUUAUUCAACUCCCUCAGUUCAUAGCGUGAUUUCCUGAGACUUUAAAACUUAGAUCCUUUUAAGGGUGACAGUUAGAGGAUUUCAGAGCAAAGAAGGUAGAGCAUAAUAGGAAGAAACUGUCAGAUUUCAUGCAACCUCCUUGUCUGUCACCAAAGGUAGCUUAGUGGCUCAAUAGAGUGCUAGGCCUGGAUUCAGCAAGAUCUGUGUUCAAAUUUGACCUCAGACACUCACUGUAUGACCCUGGGCAAGUCACUUAACUUCUUACUCUCCUGGAGAAGGAAAUGGCAAAAUACUCCAAUAACUCUACCAUGAAACUCUACCAUGACCCCAUGUGGGGUCAUGAGGAGUCAGGCAUGAUUGAAUGACUGAAUCAUAACAAUAACCUUGUCUAUCAGGGACCUAGGACUGAGAGUUAAGACUUGAAAAUGGACUUCAAGUCAGCCACUUACAAAGUGGCUCUUGGACUUAUCCUGCUGAAAAGAAAUCUCAUCAGGAAAUGUCUUUUACUUGUCCAUCAUCUUUUCUUCUGGAACCCAUAUAUUUUUGUUAUAACAGGAUUCAAAGACAGAGAGGGAGGUUUAGACACUGUGGAAGAUCUAAAGGGUGUGCAGGUAAAGUUCUAUGCUCUCUUGGACUUGGCCAACAGUUCCUUCUUUUUCCUGCUGGUAUGAAGCUCACACCUACAAACAUAGACACAAACUGUUAGAAUUCAAGAAAAUGAUCUAAUACGUGAAGAAUAAUAUCCCCAUCUCCCCCCAAAAAGGCAUGGGAAGACUUUAUAUGAAGUGCUACAAAGUGAGUUAACUGAACCAAGAAAAUAACAUACACAGCGAUUACAAUAAUGUCAAUGGAAAAAACCACUACAAGAAAAUGGAAACUAUAUGAAAUUAUGAUGACUAAAUUUGGCCCAAAGAAGAGACUGAGAACAUUCCUCUCUCCCUUCUUUGAAGAGGCAGGGACAUGGGUGCAGAAUGCUGUAUCAAAUGUCACACUUGUUUCACGGGUUUAUUAGUUUUGCUGAACUCAUUUUCCCCUCUUUUUUAUUCUUUGCUAUAAAAAAUGGCUGUAGGAGGAACCAGGGAGGCAGGAUAUAUUAGCAAAUGAAGAUGUUAAUAGAACACACACACACACACGCACACACAUAUAUAUAUACAUAUUUUUAAAAGAGAGACAUCUAGUAAGGAAACAGAAAAGGAAUAUGUGCAAUUCACUCAAGAGAAAUGUGCUGAAUGAUGAAUGAUGAUUGGGUUCAAGCCUCUAAUGAGUUGUAGUCAAUGAAAAUAAAACCAACUGCUGGACAUCUCCAUUUUGGAAUGAACAAGAGAGAAUGGGAAGUAAAAUGGAAUGUGGCUAGAUUUUUAAGAAAGCAAGUUUUGGGAGUAAGGCAGUAAGAAGAAUUUUCUAUUUUAUUCACUAUAGUUAUGACAUGUCUAGUCGCAUAAUCUUCAGCCUGUCUUUUUUAAAGAGGAUGUGAAUUUUUAUGUGGGUACAUGUUCCUCAGCAAUUUUGCGAAACUAAAGAAACUUCAGGCAUAUGUAUUAUUUCAGACUGAUGAUGGUUCUGAAGUCUUCAUCAGAGAAACUAACCAUUCUUUACAUCUAUUUAAACACUCCUAGAGGGUAUGAUGGUCAUCAAUUUUUAGAGCUUUAAGGGAACUCAAAAAUUAUUUAGUCCAUUCAUUUAUUUCUUUAUAAUUAUACUUUAUUUUAGCAUUAAUAUUUUGAAGUUCUAAGUUUAAAUCCUCUCCAGUCUUCAGACCACUCCCCCUCUCAUAGAGAAAGCAAGCUAUAUGAUAACAAUUAUACCUAUGAAGUCAUGAAAAACAUAUUUCCAUAUUACCCAUGUUGUGCACAAACACCCAUGAAGAAUAAAGUUUCAAAAGUCUGCGAGUUCAUUGGUUCUCUCUUUUGAUAUAGAUAGCAUUUUUCAUCAUGAGUCCUUUGGAAUUGUCUUGGAUCAUUGUAUUGACUAGAAUAGCUAAGUCUUUCACAGUUGAUCAUUAUUAAAUUAUUGUCAU